GUCUUGGAGCGGUGCUAGUACAACCUGGAACUAAGCGGCUAACGGCAGCAUGAAUACAGGGUAACAUAUACUAUGCAUUCUAGAGAGGAGGACAAGCUUGGAGUACUGCUUUUUGACCCAUUCCCACUUUGACGGAGUAUUUUUUCUCCUUCUUCUUCCUCAUCUGUGAAAUAGAUGGACAUUAGCUCAUUCGCAUCAAUUUGACAUACCUCCAUACAUUCACUCGCCCGCGCGCACACACCACAUAAUUGCAUAUUCAGACGGUCUCCGAUUUGGAGGUUCAAAAACAUCAAGGAUAUUGUCCUAAUAAACGUUGAGUCAUGGAUUCAUUUUUUAUUCCACCACGAAUUUGCUGGUGGAGGGUAUUGUUUCUUUUGACCAUCUUUCAGGACUACUUGAGCAAUAUGCUGGACUGCCCGCCAACCUGCAGCUGUUCUCCAACUGAGAUAUAUUGCAAUAAGUCUGACAAUGGGAAAUUCUUUCCCCUGCUUGCACUGCAAGAUACUGGGAACAAUGGAAAUAACAGUAUCGAAGAAGUGUUCAAGAACAUCACCUCAAUACACAUUGAGAACUGGACUGGCCUGCAGACGCUGAAAGAUGUGGACAUGGAGCUGUACACUGGACUUCAGAGACUAACAAUCAUGAACGGCAACCUGCGAGGUAUCCAGGCCAGAGCCUUCUCCCAGAACACCCACCUGCGCUACAUAAACUUAUCGAAGAACCCUCUGACCACAUUAUCAUGGCAACUCUUCCAGAAUCUGCAACUCUUCGAGCUGAGGCUGGAAGAAGUGGUGUUUGAGUGUGGCUGUGAUAUCCGCUGGAUUCAGCUGUGGCAGCAGCGAGGGGAGGCUGGCCUGAACACCCAGCAACUCUUCUGCAACAAUGGAGCCUCCAAGAUCCCUCUGCAGGCUAUGAAUAUCUCUCUCUGUGACCUGCCGGACAUCAGUGUGACGCACUUUAACCUCACGGUUGUUGAGGGGGACAGAGUCACCAUCACCUGUAAUGGAUCUGGAUCCCCCCUACCUGAGGUGGACUGGACCGUCAUUGACCUCCACUCCAUCAACACUCACCAGUCCACUGUGUACUGGCCCAAUGUCCACUCCAUCAAUCUGACCCUGUUCAACGUGAGUCGUGAUGACAACUUCUACAUGCUGACCUGUAUAGCAGAGAACAAAGUGGGGAUGGCCAACGCCUCCAUCCAGCUCACUGUCCAUUUCCCACCCACCAUCCUGAAGCUGGACGAGCCCGAGCGUCGCCAUGAAACCUGCAUAGAGUUCACGGUGCGUGGCAACCCCCUGCCCACCCUGCGCUGGUUCCACCGGGACAACGAGAUCUCCCCCAGUGACUACAUCCGCACUGAGAUGGAUACCUACCAGGACUACCUAGAGGGAUGCCUCAACUUCAAGGACCCCACGCACCACAACAACGGCAACUACACUCUGGAGGCUAGCAACUUCCUAGGAGUCACCACCAAGACAGUGUAUGGACACUUCCUCAACGCCCCGUUUCCAGACGAUUAUGGUGAUUAUGGGACUCCUACGCCGACCAUCACAGUAACACACAGGCCUGAGGAGGACACGUUCGGGGUGUCUAUUGCUGUCGGCCUGGCUGGAUUUGCCUGUGUCCUUCUUGUUGUCCUGUUUGUUCUCAUCAACAAAUAUGGACGGCGGUCAAAGUUUGGAAUGAAAGGACCAGUAGCAGUGAUCAGUGGUGAGGAAGACUCGGCUAGCCCUCUUCACCAUGUCAACCAUGGCAUCAUCACCCCCUGCACCCUUGACGCUGGGCCAGAUGCUGUGGUCAUCGGGAUGACCCGUAUCCCUGUCAUUGAGAACCCGCAAUACUUCAGACACGGACACAACUGUAAUAAGCCUGCUACCUACGUGCAACACAUAAAGCGUCGGGACAUCAUUCUGAAGCGGGAGCUGGGAGAGGGGGCCUUUGGGAAGGUGUUCCUGGCAGAGUGCUAUAACCUCAGCCCUACCAAGGACAAGAUGCUUGUGGCUGUCAAGACCCUGAAGGACUCCACCCUUGUAUUUUCUCAGACGCUGAAGGACCCCACCCUUGCAGCGAGAAAAGAUUUCCAGAGGGAGGCGGAACUAUUGACGAACCUGCAGCACGAGCACAUUGUCAAGUUCUACGGUGUGUGUGUGGAUGGAGACCCCCUCAUAAUGGUCUUUGAGUACAUGAAGCACGGAGACCUCAAUAAGUUCCUCAGAGCUCAUGGGCCUGAUGCAUUGAUCCUGGUUGACGGACAGUCGCUGCAGACCAAUGGGGAGCUGGGCCUGUCUCAGAUGCUGCACAUUGCCACUCAGAUUGCCGCAGGGAUGAUGUACCUGGCCUCCCAGCACUUUGUGCACCGUGACUUAGCCACUCGGAACUGCCUGGUGGGCAACGGCCUGCUGGUUAAGAUUGGUGACUUUGGAAUGUCCAGGGACAUCUACAGCACGGAUUACUACCGGGUGGGAGGCCACACCAUGCUGCCCAUCCGCUGGAUGCCCCCUGAGAGCAUAAUGUAUAGGAAGUUCACCACAGAGAGCGACGUGUGGAGCUUCGGAGUCAUCCUCUGGGAGAUCUUCACCUACGGGAAGCAGCCAUGGUUUCAACUGGCCAACAACGAGGUCAUCGAGUGUAUUACGCAAGGACGGGUUCUGGAGAGGCCACGAGCUUGUCCCAAGGAGGUGUAUGACAUCAUGUUGGGUUGCUGGCAGAGGGAGCCCCAGCAGAGGCUGAACAUCAAGGACAUCCAGAAAAUCCUUUAUGCCUUGGGAAAAGCCACACCUGUCUACCUGGACAUCCUGGGCUAGUGUAUGUUGAGUUUUGUCGAUCUGUCUGUUUUGUUGUCUGUCUCUACCCAACAGAUGAAUAAAAACCCAGGAAUAACUCAA
Messenger RNA from Oncorhynchus nerka (sockeye salmon), 2885 nucleotides. RefSeq names its product NT-3 growth factor receptor-like. NCBI's taxonomy places the organism in Eukaryota, Metazoa, Chordata, Actinopteri, Salmoniformes, Salmonidae. Gene Ontology annotation, biological process: protein phosphorylation; cell surface receptor protein tyrosine kinase signaling pathway; multicellular organism development. Gene Ontology annotation, molecular function: transmembrane receptor protein tyrosine kinase activity; neurotrophin receptor activity; ATP binding. Bases 321 to 2804 code for a protein of 827 amino acids. The record is from RefSeq and is a predicted model, not a curated record. The transcript is spliced from 17 exons. Gene Ontology annotation, cellular component: plasma membrane; axon; signaling receptor complex.